Messenger RNA from Amoebophrya sp. A25, 823 nucleotides. The record is from the annotation of a GenBank genome assembly. Lineage: Eukaryota; Dinophyceae; Syndiniales; Amoebophryaceae.
UUGAAGCCGUGGCGAACCUCGUGGUUGCAGUCCCUAAGGUAUCACCGUAUGAUCCAUUUUUUAGAAGUGUUAUGCAGCUGUGAGCUCCACAGACAUAGUACAGCUUGUUCUUGUUUCAUGAUUUUUUGCAUCUAGUAGUGUCUGACUAGGGUAGAAGGUAUCAAAGGAAGUGUAUGAGUUUUUUGUUUGUGUUUUAUUGAAUAUUUUAUUCGAGAAUCCACGACUUCAUCUCGUCACGAACGAACUACAAGCACUAAAUAAGUAGUGCUUACUUUUGUUUUCUCGAGCUCGACCUUGACUACUUAAAGUAAAUAUGUAUGAAGCCUCCAGCGACUCCUAUAGCCGAGGCAGCCCAUCCGAUCCUACCCCAUCCCAUUCGUACCAUGUACAUGGCUACUGUUAUUGUGAAAAUACACAACCACUGAGAUUGCUGCUCGAUAUGUGCGCAAGCAAAUGGAGUUCUCUGUGAAAACAACGGUUUGCCUGGUUUCUGGAAACGCCAAGAAAGACCAAGUAGGAGAGUUUGCAACCGAACUUGCUGCUCAUGACGCGUUUUCUACUGUUGCUGGAGCAAUCGCAUUUGUCUCGGGUGGGGUCCAUGGAGCAGAAGAGACGGAAACGGCCCUGCACAAGACUCUGGGGAGCGGUGCACAUCGAUACCAUCUGGCAGGGGCGCUCGGCUCGGCGGUCCCGACUGGUAGUACUGCACUGAGUCUGAAUCUUGGGCAAAAUUUUGGAACAAAGGAGACACUGAGGGAUGGGACGGAGGUAGCGUCACGAGAGGAGAAAGACAUCAAAAGUGCAAUCCUCGGAGAGCUUUGCG